This is a messenger RNA of Dermochelys coriacea (leatherback sea turtle), 4781 nucleotides long. RefSeq names its product ligand of numb-protein X 2 (gene LNX2). The coding region runs from base 375 to 2642 and encodes 755 amino acids. Lineage: Eukaryota; Metazoa; Chordata; Testudines; Dermochelyidae. The record is from RefSeq and is a predicted model, not a curated record. Gene Ontology annotation, molecular function: ubiquitin-protein transferase activity; protein binding. The transcript is spliced from 12 exons.
GGGCCGCAGCGCUGCCCGGGGGAGGAGGCGGCCCGCCCAGGUGAGGCGUGCGGCGAAGUCCUUGCCCGGAGUUGGGCACUUGUCUCUCGCCAGGAGCUCGGCGGUGUCAGCGGAAGGCGGAGCCGCCGCCGCCGCCGGCGGGCGAGGGUAGGGAGCCGGCCCCCGGCCGCGGGAUGAGGAGGACCCUGGCGCCGCGCUGAGUCGGGGCCGGAGAGGAGGAGGAGGCGGCGGCGGCGGCGGCGGCGCCGCAAGCCGGUCGGGAAAAAUGAACUUUCAUUGAAGAGCAUAAGAAUAAGUCACCUUACUGUAAAAAAUCAAGACUACACAACAUGUCUAACUGGUGAAGAAACAAAACCUGCACCAUAUGUUGUACAAUGGGUACUACAAAUGAUGAGAUGGUUUCAGUAGAGCAGACUCCCUCCUUGAACCCUCUGUGUUUUGAAUGUGGCCAGCAACAUUGGACAAGGGAGAAUCAUUUGUACAACUAUCAGAAUGAAGUGGAUGAUGACUUGGUCUGCCAUAUUUGCCUUCAGCCUUUGUUGCAGCCAUUAGACACCCCUUGUGGACACACGUUCUGCUACAAGUGCCUAAGGAACUUUUUGCAGGAGAAGGAUUUCUGUCCAUUGGAUCGAAAAAGGCUCCAUUUUAAACUCUGCAAAAAAUCCAGUAUUCUCGUUCAUAAACUGUUAGACAAAUUGUUUGUUUUGUGUCCCUUUUCUUCAGUAUGUCAGGAGGUAAUGCAACGAUGUGAGCUGGAAGCACAUCUCAAAAACAGGUGUCCUGGAGCUUCCCAUCGAAGGGUUGUACUGGAGAAAAGGAAGACUAGCAAACUGCAGACGGAAGCUGAGAAUGAAAAUGGGCCGAGUGUGAUAGAUCACCCAGGCACGUUAUCUCCAGAUACAGACCAUGCUGGGACAGGACCUGUGCCAGUGGAUCAGAACUUUACACCAACUACUCUUCCUGCGUGGACAGAUGAGCCUGGCCUUGACAACCCUGCCUUUGAAGAGAGCACAGUAGCAGACGGCUUCCCACCUAUGGAAUACUGUCCUGUUCAAAUGAAAAGGCAACUGAGUAACUCCUGCAUCCAUCUGCAUCGAUCUAACAGUAACACCUCUAGCAUCUGCGAUAUUAGAGAGGAAACACUGAGCCUUACCACAGAGGAAGCAACCCACCAGCCACCUAUCUUGCCCGAAGGAGAAAUCACUACAAUUGAAAUUCAACGGUCCAAUCCUUAUAUUGAGUUAGGAAUUAGCAUAGUGGGUGGCAAUGAAACUCCUUUGAUCAACAUUGUUAUCCAAGAGGUUUAUCGAGAUGGGAUCAUUGCCAGAGAUGGAAGACUCCUUGCUGGAGACCAAAUACUUCAAGCCUAUAUGACAUUGGAGGUCAUUUCACUUACGUCAAGAAAUGUCAUCUAUCAACCAAAAGAAGUCAAUAACUUUGACAUCAGCAAUGUGUCUCAUAACCAUGCUCGAGCUGUUCUUUCCCAGCCCUGCAUGGUGCUGCAUCUCACGGUGCUCCGAGAGAGACGAUUUGGAAGCCGGACACACAACCAUGCUGAUAGCACUUCCCUGCGAGAAGAUGGCUUUCAGGUGAUGCUGCAUAAACGAGACUCUAGUGAACAGCUUGGCAUUAAAUUAGUGCGCAGAACAGAUGAGCCAGGAGUUUUUAUCCUCGACCUUUUGGAAGGGGGAUUGGCUGCUCAAGAUGGCAGACUCUGCAGCAAUGACCGUGUACUUGCAAUCAAUGGACAUGACCUGAAACAUGGGACACCGGAACUUGCUGCUCAGAUUAUCCAGGCUAGUGGGGAAAGGGUGAAUUUAACAAUCUCCAGACCAGUGAAAUCACAGACAGUCGCUAUUCUCCGAGAAGCAGGGACUCAUAACAACAGCCAGCACCAGGCGCAGCAGCUGUUCCACAGCAGACAGAGUUCGCAUAAGAUUCUUUCCCAGUGUGUUACAUGCCAAGAAAAGCACAUUACUGUGAAAAAAGAACCACAUGAAUCCCUUGGAAUGACAGUAGCAGGAGGUAGAGGCAGCAAAAGUGGUGAACUACCAAUCUUUGUUACUAGCGUGCAACCUCAUGGCUGUCUUGCAAGAGAUGGCAGGAUCAAACGAGGUGAUGUGUUGCUGAAUAUUAAUGGUAUUGACCUGACCAAUCUAAGUCAUAGUGAGGCAGUGGCUAUGCUCAAAGCCAGUGCUACCUCUUCAGUGGUGACACUCAAAACAUUGGAGGUCCAGAUUGUUGAAGAACAAACCCAGAGUAAUGAGGAACAACCAAGCACAAUCAGCGAAAAUGAAUAUGAUGCUAGCUGGUCACCCUCCUGGGUCAUGUGGCUGGGGCUUCCAAGCGGCCUACAUAGCUGCCAUGAUGUAGUGCUACGGAGGAGCAAUUUAGGAAGUUGGGGCUUUAGCAUCGUUGGUGGAUAUGAGGAGAAUCACACAAACCAGCCUUUCUUCAUUAAAACGAUUGUUCUAGGAACUCCAGCAUACUUUGAUGGAAGGUUAAAGUGUGGUGACAUGAUUGUCGCUGUAAAUGGACUAUCCACAGUGGGCAUGAGCCAUUCCUCACUAGUUCCUAUGCUGAAGGAGCAGAGGAACAAAGUAACUUUGACUGUUGUUUGCUGGCCUGGAAGCCUCAUAUAGAUUUGUAAAACAGCUUUGGUUCGAGUAGCUGAUUUUCUACAUGGCUGGAACAAAGCCUCCAUUUUUUUUCUACUGAUACAGCUGGUAAUAAGCAGGGCCAAAAACUGCUAUGUUCAUUUUUUUAAAGGGGGGGGGAUUCUCAACCUUUUUACUGUACGUAUGUUGCCAUCUUGAAACAGCCAUAUCUACCAAGUUUAUUGUGCUCAUUGUUGCUGGCACGUGCACAUUAAGGUGUUAUUGUCAUUCUUCCCAGACAGUAAUUCUGACAGUCAGCAGAAGAAUUCUGUAGUAUUUCUGGUUUCUCCUAGUAUUUUUUCCAAAUUGAAACAUAAAAUGGUAAGCUAUGUAUUCUCUCCUUGAGAGAAGGUUCAUGUCAGUAAUGCAAUUAAAGUCCUACCCGUUACUGCUGUGAAUCAAAAUUGGUGUAAAAAUGAAUGCAUUUUUCAUUUUUUGUAAAUAUUUUCAGUUUGUUCCAGUAUGUUAAAACCAUUCAAGCACCUGUUUUACUCAUAAGGAAGGGUUUGGUCCCAUGGUUUUUGUUGCAGGUCAUCAGUGUUCACAAAAGAGUGGGACAAAAGCCUGAUGUUACUGGAAUUUUUAUAAAGUGCAAUAAUCGGACUCUUUGCUAGAAAUCGAUUUAAUAUAUUACAAAAGUUUGUAUCCUAUAAUGCAAAGGAAUAUGGAAGUAAUCAGUCUGAAUGCUGGCAACAAUAAAAAUGCCCGGGUCACCUCUGAUCGAACGGCCUGUUGUAUUAGAGUUUACUUUCCAAAUGAAUGUUUUCCUAUGUCAGAAAAUUUUGAUGAACAUUUUUACUAAAACCAUUUUUACAGUUUAUAUUGUGAUUGUCAGUAGCUCUUUUUAUUCUUGUGACUAACAAACAUUAUUGUGACUCAACCUGUAAAUCAGAGAGGUAUUUAAAAAAAAAAAGAAGAAAGCUGUUUAUGACAGUGUACAUUACCAUUUAAAAGCAAGGAGGUGGGACUCCAAAUGCAAAAGGAGCUGCAAAGUUUUACUUAUUCUGUUAUUUGCUGACAAAUGCCUUCGUAUAAAAUGUUGAAAAGAUCUGUUUUGUAUUUGAGAAAUCAUUUUUUUUUGGCAAACACUUGCCACUCGAUUGUUGACAACUAUAAUAUUUUAUAUCUUUUAAUUAUGUUUAGCAUUUUUAAAGCAAACUUAUCACUUGCAGGUUUUGCUUUGACCAUAAUGUUUGCAGGAUAAGCGUCCUUUUGUAAAAGCACACCAACUAGUGUGCUGAUCUGGAGAAAAAUCUGUACAUUGUUAAUGUUCUGUGUACUUGAAAAAGCGUUCCAUUUAGAAACCAAGUUCAGAAUCUGAACUAAUUUAUAAAUGACCUCUCUAUUGUAAUAAUGAUGGUAUUAAUUAUCAGCGAAUGUAUUUCAUAAUCACUGCAUAUUUCAAUUGUGAAGCAUGAACUUUAUUUUCAGACUUAGCGGCUAUCCUAUUGGGGCAUAUUAUCGCAUGCCACUGAUUCCAGUAGCUUCGUUUAAAAAAUAAAGCUACCAUCUCUUGCAAAAAAUUUAAAAGCUCUUAUGACUGAAGUAGUUUUAUUCCUCUCUGUGGUAUAUGAUAUUUGUUUGCUUUCACACCAUCAGGACACAACUCAAUCCGCCCAUGCAGUAUAUUACUGUAUAGAGAAUAUUUGUUUUUGAAGCAAUCAGAGGCUACAUUUCUUUGAUAUCCCUAGCUGAGAUGAGAACAAGUUUUGCCAACUACAUCUUUGCAUAGCAUUUAGGAAAUACAUUGACCGGUAUGUUGAAAUUAAAAUAUUUCAUUUGAAGUGACAUCCUAUUCAAAAUCUGAGCAAAAAUCAAACUUUUACCCUUUUUUUUUUCUUUUGUAUCAUGAAAGCAUGGUUAAGCUUAAGUUGUGCUAUAUAUUUUGUUCCACUGGGCAACAGCUUUUGAUCACAAUGUCUUGUGACAGAAACUUGUUCCAAAGGGGCCCCAAUGUUUUUUUGGGUGGGGGUUCUCUUAUGAUCUUGUGGUUAGUUUAUCGGAUUUAUUCUUCUGUGCCUUUUGUUUUAAAUUAUUUCAAGAUUUUUUUUCAGAUGUUGCUAUCUAAUUGUGUGGUAUUAUUGAAGAAUGAAUGAAAAUAAAAGUCCAUUCUACCCAUUUUAA